Molecule: messenger RNA, 1938 nt
Organism: Triticum dicoccoides
Lineage: Eukaryota; Viridiplantae; Streptophyta; Magnoliopsida; Poales; Poaceae
Product: disease resistance protein RGA4-like
Exons: 2
Coding region: 1-1938 (645 amino acids)
Biological process (GO): defense response to other organism
Source: RefSeq, a predicted model, not a curated record
AUGGAGUUUGGUGUAGCCGCGUUCAGCGCGGUAGCGGGUGCCGUCGUCUCGAAGAUCUGCAUGCUGAUGGAAAAGAAAUUAAAGAAGGAACCAGAAAUUAGAGCUAAUGUUAGGUUCAUCAAAGAUGAUCUCGAGGCGAUCCAAGCUGCCAUUGAACUUCACGGUCCUAAUCGCGAACAUAUAGUAUUGAUUGCACAACUGAGGCGCUUGGCAUAUGAUAUUGAAGACUGCAUAGACUGCUUCGAUGCCAACAAGACGACCCGCACUGAUUUUGCCAACCAGAUUGUUGACCUCAAGAAGAGAUCAAUUGAAACCACGGAAAGGAUUCACAGGUUUAGAUUCCCUUCAGAAGGGGAUGGCAAGAGGACUGCACAAGUACAAGAGGCUGCUGUUGUUGUUCCCAUAGAGCUUCAGAAUCUUGGUGAUUAUAACCUCAACUGCUUGCUAUAUUUGUGCUUGUUCCCUCGUAAUCAUCAUGUCAGGACUAAGCGUCUUGUAAGGAGAUGGCUGGCCGAAGGACUUGUAGUGGGAGAACAAGACGCUGUGGAGAACAUGAAAAUUCUCACCAACUCCAGUAUCUUCAAUUCCAUCCGGAGAAGCAGCAAUGGGGAGGUGAGGAGAUGCCAACCUACAGAUGUGUUGUUCCGGUACAUCUGCCAACAGUCAACAUCUGAGAAUUUCAUACUGUUUUGUGACGGCGCGCAACCAUCGCAGCGCAAAUCGUUGCAGGGGCAAGUGGCCCGCAGGCUAUCUGUCCAUCCUCCUGCAACUGGCCAACUGAAUCUGCCUCAGGAUUUAUCUCGUCUCCGGACCUUGGCGGUAUUCCCUGCUGGUGCGGUGAGUAUCACCAGUUAUGAAGCUGUUUUAGAUUUCACCAAGUAUGAAUUACUGCGAGUGCUGGACCUGGAAGAGUGUGCUCACAUGAGUGAAGGUCAUAUCCAGGCUAUCUACAAGCAGAAGCUGAUGAAAUAUCUGAGCAUCAAUUUAGGCAGCAUUCCUUCCAUUACAAGGGAAAUCAGGCACCUGGAUCAGCUAGAGACCCUCCAUCUGAGUGGAACCGAAACAGUGACGGUGUUCAAAGAGGUCCUCCUGCUGCCCAGAUUGAAGCACCUGUUUGGGAGGGUUCAGCUAUCGAAAACAGAUAACACCAUAUUGGGAUGGAGAUUAAAGAGGUUCCUGAGAGACAAGAGUGUGCUGGAGACACUAGCAGGAUUUGUCACCAGUGGGAGUCCAGGAUUUCCACAACUGAUGAUGCGUAUGAGGCGGCUGCGGAAGGUGAAGAUAUGGUUCAAAUCUGACUCAAGUCAGAAAAACUUGGAUGCUAUUUCACUGGCCGUUACGAAGUUCAUCCGUGAUGGCACCAAUGAGCCCGAUCUUAACCGGUCCCUAUCCAUGGACUUCCGGCAAUGCUCGGGAGAGUUCAUGAAUACUAUACACUCUGAUGCUAACAAGAAGGGCAGGCUUGACUCGCUCAAGCUGCGCGGCGUACUGAGCAAAUUCCCUCAGUUUGUUGCACAGCUACGUGCUGUGGAGGAGCUAUGCCUUUGGUCCACUGGUCUGAGCUGGACGGAUAUCCGAGACGGGCUGAGCACGGUGAUGGGACUGAAAUAUCUCAAGCUUGUUGAAGAUAACCUUGGGCGCGUCGAUAUACUGUCUGAUCACCUCAUGAGCGUUGAGCGGAUAUGCGUCGAGUGCAAGCAAAGCAUGGAAUUGGCAAUCGUAGCUCACCCGCUGCCUAAACUUGUGUCACUUCAUAUCCUCUGUCAAAAUCUGCAUGUUAUUCCUGGACCUCCCGGCAUCGACAUCACACGGAUGGACCAACUCAAAGAAGUCGCGCUCCAUCCACAAGUCGACCAAACAAUAAUAGAUAAACUGCAACAAGCUGCAAGAGGGCAUCGCAAUACACCAGUCGUUUCGCUAGUUGAAAGCGCUCAUUAA